UAAGUGAGUUUGGAUUAUAGGAAAAUAAAUGGCUGAUAUUUCUUGCUCUAAUGGAAUUAAUGGAGUGAAUGGGAAAGGGUAUUCUCUAAAUGGUUACAGAAAGAGUUGUUGGUAUGAGGAAGAAAUUGAGGAGAAUUUGAGAUGGUGCUUUGCUCUCAAUGGUAUACUGCAUACAGGGCAUUCACAGUACCAAGACAUUGCAUUGUUGGACACGAAGCCCUUCGGAAAGGCUCUAGUGAUUGAUGGAAAGCUUCAGAGUGCAGAAACAGAUGAAUUCAUCUACCAUGAAUCUCUUGUCCAUCCAGCACUUCUUCAUCAUCCCAAUCCGAAAAACAUUUUCAUCAUGGGAGGGGGUGAAGGUUCCACUGCAAGAGAACUACUCAGAUAUAAGGCUGUGGAGAAGGUUGUCAUGUGUGACAUUGAUGAGGAGGUUGUGGAUUUCUGCAAAUCAUACUUGGUAGUAAACAGAGAAGCUUUCUGUGAUCCAAGACUCGAGCUCAUCAUCAACGAUGCAAGGGCUGAGCUAGAACAUAGAGAAGAGCAAUAUGAUGUUAUUAUUGGUGACCUUGCUGACCCAAUAGAAGGAGGUCCAUGUUAUAAACUCUACACCAAAUCCUUCUACGAGUUUAUUGUCAAACCUAAACUGAAACAGAAUGGUAUUUUUGUCACUCAGGCAGGCCCUGCUGGCAUUUUUAGCCACACAGAAGUGUUCUCUUGCAUUUACAAUACUUUAAGACAGGUUUUCAAAUAUGUUGUGCCUUAUUCAGCUCAUGUUCCUUCCUAUGCUGAUACUUGGGGAUGGAUCAUGGCUUCAGAUACGCCUUUUCUGCUUAGUGCUGAAGAGUUAGAUAUCAAAAUCAAGCAGAGGAUUAAAGGAGAGAAUAGAUAUCUUGAUGGCAAAACAUUUUCAUCAGCUUCUACUUUGAGCAAAGCUGUUCGAAAAUCGCUUGACAAUGAGACUCAUGUAUACACAGAGGGAACAGCAAGGUUCAUCUAUGGCCAUGGAAGUGCCUAUCAACAAAAUCAAGUUUGAAAAUAAUAAUAGACACUAAUAGAGGGCUCCUAAGCAUAGAGAAUAUAGAGUCCAAGUGGAAUAAAAUCUUGGCUCUUUUCCCUUCUCCCUAUUUGUCUUUAUUGUUUUCCCCCCUUUUUUUUUCUUUUUUUCUUUUUUUCCUCUCUCUUUUGCUGGCUUAGUUAACUUGAAAGUUACUAUAAAAUGGUAAUGGAUGGUCUUUUAACUUGUCUA
Messenger RNA from Ziziphus jujuba (common jujube), 1246 nucleotides. RefSeq names its product thermospermine synthase ACAULIS5. The record is from RefSeq and is a predicted model, not a curated record. Gene Ontology annotation, molecular function: thermospermine synthase activity. The coding region runs from base 29 to 1033 and encodes 334 amino acids. Gene Ontology annotation, biological process: polyamine biosynthetic process. NCBI's taxonomy places the organism in Eukaryota, Viridiplantae, Streptophyta, Magnoliopsida, Rosales, Rhamnaceae. The transcript is spliced from 10 exons.